Messenger RNA from Colletotrichum destructivum, 2283 nucleotides. Its product is annotated as Putative NodB domain, Galactose-binding-like domain superfamily. Bases 1 to 2283 code for a protein of 760 amino acids. The record is from RefSeq and is a predicted model, not a curated record. NCBI's taxonomy places the organism in Eukaryota, Fungi, Ascomycota, Sordariomycetes, Glomerellales, Glomerellaceae. Gene Ontology annotation, molecular function: hydrolase activity, acting on carbon-nitrogen (but not peptide) bonds. The transcript has 3 exons. Gene Ontology annotation, biological process: carbohydrate metabolic process.
AUGGUGUACCUCAAGGCGCAAUGCCUGUUGGCUGCGGCCUACAUCGCAGUGGCUGCCGCUGCUGCGUGCGUUUCCGACCUCCUGGUGGACGACUUCUCCAACACGCUGUCAACAAACCGAAACAAUCUUGGUUCGUGGACGUCAGACGAUGCUAGCAUGACCAGCAUCUCCGCGUCCGGCGGCAUCCUCAGCUUCACCCCCAAGAGCGGAGCAUACUUCUACGAGACGUUUCCCUGCCAGGCGCUGCAGGCCGACUCCUACACGCAUGUGCAGCUGGACAUCAAGGCACCUGUGUCAGGCGCGGCGUUCACGGUUCAACUCAGCUCAGCAUCGAGCUGUUCGGCCACGACCAACACGAAGACGGCUUUCCGGGUCACCGGGCUUACCGGCGGCUGGCAGACAGUCCGCAUCCCGCUGAGUAGCUUUGCCGGGGCGAACCUCAACGCGGCUCUCUCCAUUGUCAUCGAGUCCUUCUCAUCGACUCAGCAAUGGCAGUUGGACAAGAUCUCGUUCGUCUGCGGCCAGGGCCCAACAACCUCUGCCACCAAUGCGCCAACCCAGGCCACUUCUACUCCAGCGCCAUCCUCGAGCCUGUCCACCUCACCGGGGUGCUCGCCGCUCUUGGUUGAUGAUUGGGCGUCACAGUCGCGCCUGGACUUCCUGGGUUACAACGCACUUCUGCUGCCGACCGGUCAUGACGGAACGAUGCAGUCCGUUCUCGUGAACAACUACCACGUCACUCUGACGCCGAAAUCCACCUCGUCGUACUUUUACUCCCAGGUCGGAUGCGUCGAUGCCACAAAGUUUGGCGGCAUAGCGCUCCGGAUCAAGGCCCCGGCCGGUACGACGUUCAAGAUCGAGUUGUCUUCCAAGACGACGUGCGACGGCGCGGCGACGGCGUCAUCGUCCCAGACCACCGCCCAGCUUGGCUGGACAUUCGACGGAACUGAGAGGCUGUACAGCUUCCCCUGGUCAAAGUUCAGCGGGCUCAACCUGUCCAAGCUGAGAUCCAUCGUCAUCUCGGCGCCCAGCCAACCGCUCACCCUGGGCCCGCUGGCGCUCUACUGCGGAAGCACUCCCAGUGCAUGGACGCCGCCCUCGACGACCAGCCCGGCAUCGCCGACUGCAACCGUCCCGGCGCCCGUCGCCACGGUCUCGGGUUUCGUCAUCGACACCUUCAGCAGCGCCAGCACCAACUCGCUCGGGUUCUGGCACGGCGGCGAGGACAUGGGCCUUUCCUGGGGCUCCAACCGCGUCACCAUCAACGCCAAAGUCCCCGACUACGCCUUCACCACGCUCGUCAGCAACGGCUGUCGGGACCUUCGCAGCUACAGCGGCUCGUAUUUGCACAUUGCCUACUCGGGCCACACCAAGUUCUCCGUUUCGCUGCAGCAGCACAACUCGCAAUGCAACUCGGGCGUGGCGCCGUAUCCCGAGACGAGGGACAGCCUCGAGGCGGCCCGGUACGCCAAGGGCAACGAUAUCUACAUCCCCAUCUCGCACUUCAACAUCAACUUGCAGCGCGUCAGCAGUGUCGCCAUCAGGGGCGUGUACAGCGCCGAGCCCGUCGUCCUGACCAAGAUCGAGAUCGUCCCCUCCAUUCCCUCGGGCGUCACCAUACCUCAGAAGCUACCCUCGGGCACCCUCGUCUUCGCCUGCACGCGGCCCAACUCGUUCGCCUUUGGCAUCGAUGACGGCAACCCCAAGUACGCCGCCAGGCUGGCGCAGAUUGUCCGGGACGCCGGCAUCAAAGUGACCUUUUUCGCCGUCGGUGCGGUGCUCGAGAACCCCUCCACCGGCAUGGCCAGCCUCUACCAGCAGCUCAAGAGCGAGGGCCACCAGAUCGCGCUGCACUCCCACACGCACCCGCGGAUGGAGGGGCUCCCGACCAUUGAGAGCAUUGACUGGGAGUACAACGAGGACUACAGGGUCAUGGAGAACAUCUUCGGCGAGAGGUCCAACUACUUCCGCCCGCCGUUUGGCGUCGAGGGCGCGCGCAUGCGCCAGCGCUGGGCGGCCGCCUCCAGGUCGGAUAAGGCCUAUCUCGUCAACUGGAGCGUGGACGUCCAGGACUGGCUCUGGGCCGAGACGAGCACCCCGGAAAAGCAGCUCGACGCCUUCAACUCGGACGUGGCUAAGGGGGGCAACCUGGUCGUCAUGCACUUUUCGUACAACUCGACCGUCAACUACUUCCCCGAGUUCAUCAGGCAGGCCAAGGCUACCGGCAAGCAGAUCAUGCGCAUCGAUCAGUGCAUGGAGGAUCCAAACGCACCACCGCUCUGA